This is a messenger RNA of Hemisphaericaspora subhashii, 2169 nucleotides long. RefSeq names its product Tpo4p (gene TPO4). Gene Ontology annotation, biological process: spermine transport; spermidine transport; transmembrane transport. The transcript has a single exon. Gene Ontology annotation, cellular component: membrane. NCBI's taxonomy places the organism in Eukaryota, Fungi, Ascomycota, Pichiomycetes, Serinales, Debaryomycetaceae. Gene Ontology annotation, molecular function: spermine transmembrane transporter activity; spermidine transmembrane transporter activity. The record is from RefSeq and is a predicted model, not a curated record. The coding region runs from base 1 to 2169 and encodes 722 amino acids.
AUGGGUAUUUUUGGUACUUCAAAGGCUGAAGAAGAUCAGCUCAGACAAGCAUAUAUUGCAGAUGAUGAUGGUCGUUCCCCAAGGCAAUCCUUCAUUUCCAGUAAUAGCUCAUCCGCUUAUGUUACAGCUGAUGAACAGAUGAGUGAGUAUGAAGAUCAAUCCACAACUGAUCUGCAAGCUUACCAAAGUGCAUUACUGAGUGCAAGAGAAACUCAAAUCUAUGAUGAUGAAGAUGAAACUGAUAGAACUAUUAAUCAAAUUGCAACUGACGAACAAGUAUCAUUAGCUGAAUCUAUAAUUACCGUUGAACUACAACCAGUUGCCCCCCCAGAACCACCAAUUGAACAAUCGCAAGAAGAAUUAAGCGAUAAAGAACUUCCAGUUCCAGAAAUUAUCGUUGACAAUGACCAAUCAACCAAAGAAUCAUCCUCACAUAUGUCUGAUCGUUCCAAUGGUGUGGAAACUUAUUCCCCCGGCAUGGAUGAAACUUAUUCCCCCGACAUGGAUGAAAAUGAGCUUAAUAGAAAAUUCACCCUUGAAAGAAUCUCAUCCAGAAAAUCAAUUGCUGAAAUGGCCCAUGAAGAAAUCUCCCAAGAAUAUGCCCCAUCCGAACACAAAUCAAUCCCCACCGAGGAAAAAGUAUGGGAAGUCAAAGAAUUAGAUUUUGAUGGACCUGAUGACAUUGCAAACCCUCACAAUUGGCCAAGUUGGAAAAAAUGGAUGGUAACUUAUACAGUUGCGAUGUUAUGUCUUUGUUCCUCAUUAGGUUCAUCCAUGUUUGUCGGUAGUGUACCAGAUCUCAUGAUGAGUUUUGGAUCUUCUCAAGAAUUAACCAUUUCAGGAGUGACUUUCUACGUGCUUGGCCUUGCCUUUGGUCCCGCUGUUACUGCUCCAUUAUCUGAAGUGUUUGGUAGAAGAUGGAUCUAUAUCCUUUCCCUUCCAGUUGCUAUGUUAUUCACUAUGGGUGUUGGUCUUGCCCAAAACAUUCAUACUAUUUUGGUUUUAAGAAUCUUUUGUGGAUUCUUUGCCAGUCCAGCAUUAGCUAUCGCCGGUGGGACAAUUAGUGAUAUUUGGUCCAAAGAACCUCUGGAACAAUCGUUUGCUGUGGCGAUCUUCUGCUUAUGUCCAUUCCUUGGUCCUGUAUUGGGUCCAAUUAUUGGUGGUUUCGCAGCUGAACAUAAGGAUUGGAAAUGGUCGGCUUCUUGGGUCUUGCUUAUGUUCUUUGGGGCAAUUUGGCCAUUUGUUAUCUUUUCUCCUGAGACCUAUAAACCAAUCAUUCUUAAGAAUAGAGCAAUUAAAAGGGGUCUUAAUGUUAAUGCACCAAAAGUUAACUCCGCAUUCAUCAAGAGAAUCAUUUUCUUUGAUUUAUUAAGGCCAGUUGAAUUAUUAUUCAGAGAUCCAAUUGUAUUCUUCAUGUCACUUUAUAUUUCAUUCAUUUUCGCUGUGCUUUUUGCAUUCUUCGAAGCAUUCCCAAUUAUCUUCAGAGGCAUUUAUGGAAUGGGUUUAGGUGUGUCAGGAUUACCUUUCUUAUCCGUCAUGGUUGGAGAAAUCGCCGCUGUUAUUCUUUAUGUCAUCUUGGAUAAAACCAUCUAUUUCCGCAAAAACCCCGAUGGAACCCGUGGUAAGAGAGACGAAAAUGGGAAUUUCAUCUGGGAUGCUCCAGAAACCAAAUUAUUAGUGGGAAAAAUUGGUUCCGUCUUCCUUCCAAUUUCUUUAUUCUGGUUAGGUUGGUCUUCCAAGGCAUCAGUCAGUUAUUGGGCCCCAUUAGUUUCAGGAGCACCAUUUGGAUUCGGUCUUAUUCUCAUCUUCCUUUCUGUCGUUCUUUAUUUCUCCAUGUCGUUUCCUCCAAUUAAUGUUGCCCUGGCCAUUGCUGCAAAUAACUUGUUGAGAUAUUUAUUGGCUAGUGUGUUCCCAUUAUUCACUGUUCAAUGUUUUGAAAAUUUGGGAGUUGAUUGGGCGUCUAGUUUGUUUGCAUUUAUUGCCUUGGCUAUGGUACCUGUUCCAUUUGUGUUUGGAUAUUUUGGUCCUAGAUUGAGAGCUAGAAGUAGAUAUGGAUACGCUGCUUAUUUUAAAAAGUUAGCUGAAGAAAAAGCUGCUGCUGAAGCUGCUGCUGCUAGUAAUGAGAAGGAAGUAGUGGAGAUUACUGGGGAUUCAGCUAAUAAGGUUUAG